UAGUAUAUACCUAGUCUUUGUAAAAUCAAUAAUCAUAUAUAUUAUUUCGAAUUUAUAUAUUUAAAUUUUCGUGAAAAUUGAAUUCGAGAGAAUCCAUUUAUACGAUGUAAUUUCUAAUCAAUUAAAUAUCUAUAGAUUUAUUAAAAUGGCCACCUCAGUCAAAGAAUUUGGUAAAGCCUGGUGGGCUGAAGUGUAUAAUCGUAUAAUUGGCGCAGUAGUAUUUAUUGACGAUUAUAGCUCAGAAUGCUUACACUGGGACGGUGGGCUAUUUAACCUAUUAGACGGCGGUGCAGUAGCGGUCAAAAGUUUAUCGCCAUUUGAGGUUUGCGAAAAAGACCAACGUAAGGCUGUUUUCAUAACACAGUCAACCAGCACUCAACUACAAACCAUAAAAGAAAUAAUACAUAACAGCGACUUAACUCAUUCUAUAUUGAUAUCCUGCAUUAGUUUAGAUGUGUUAUACUUGGAGUUGAAUAAAGAUAAAGAUGUGACAGAUGUAGUGACAUCUGGGAAAGCUGCUUUGGAAGCUACUAAGCAGCUAGAAGGGAUGUUAACAGGAUGGAUUAAUAAACAGCCAUGUGCAGUGGAGGUUGUUUACAUCCCAAUAUUCACUAUAUCACCUACAAAUGUGUUAUUUCUGACUCCUCCGUAUCAAAGUGUAACACCGCAAUAUAAUGGCAAGUUGAUCCCAGAUUCCACUUCGAUUGAUCUCUAUACUUUAACAGAUCAUGAAAGAUCUAUGCUCCGGCGAUUAGCUGGUAGUUUAAACAGUAUGUUGGACUCCAUGAAUUUUAAAGAAGACAUUUAUUACAUUGGCCAAUAUAGUUCACUUCUUGCUGGGGUUUUAGAGAAUUCGCCUGUUUGUGUUGCUAGAAAGAAGAAUUGUUCUACUCCAGUGUCAUUGGUCAUUGUUGACAGAACAUUUGAUCUCUGCGGUGUAACUAGUCAUUCUGUUGAGUCUGUCCUAGACAAAAUGAUGGGAGUUUUACCAAAGUUCCCAGGGCAAUGUAAUGAAAUUGCUGUGGAUAUGUCACCAUUAUGCGCAGCUAAUGCUGUGUUCCAUCCUGAUGAUGUUCAACUCAGUCCAGGCUGUCUUUACCACGCUGAUGAUGACUCUUGUGUCCAGACAUAUGACUAUAUGAUAAAUAAAUCACAAAAGGAAGUCAUGUUUGAUCUCUAUAAUAAGCUGUCAAAGAUUGAUGUACAGAAGUCACCCGGUCCUAAAAUGCUCUUGAAAGUGACCCCUCAAAGUGUUGAAAAAAUUAUUUCAGCUUCAAAAGGUAACUAUGACAUAAUAAGCAAACACAUUGGCAUAUUACAACAAGCAUUGGGUGUGGUUCAAAUGCUCAAGUCCCCGAAAAGAAGCCAAAUGGAACUGCUGAUGAGUUUGGAGAAGCAAGUGCAGGAAAAUCUUGCUGCCAGUAGGGAAUCAACUAGUGUUUUGCAUCAACUAAGCUACCUAAUAAAAACACGCAAAGAGCGGAACCUGCACUUAAAAAACCUACUCGCCCUAUUAGUUCAUGUAUACUCACUUGCUGGGACAGAGGUGAUAUUUACAUCUCAGCACGAAGAGCAACUCCAUCAAACCCUCAGUGUUGCCAUGUUUGAGGAUCAUAAAUUCCUAUUUAGCAAUUCAGAUGGAAAUAUGGUCACACCGGAGGAGUGUGAACGGAUUUCUUCAAAUGUUAUGGAUUUGUUAAAACAAGUUUCGCAAAUGAGAAAGAAUUUACAAAGAUACAACUCAGUGCUUAAGCCAUGCGAGAGUGGCAUUGGACAUGAAUACCGUGGGGUUCUCCAACAGCUGGUUGAUGAUUUAGUUAGUACUGACCGACCAGAUAUUCCUGAUCUGCGUCAUAGGAAUGAGGGAAUCAAAGACCUUCUACGUACUGGACUUAACAUCUUAACCAGCAAGAAAUCAAAAAUCAAGCACCCAAUGGACAAUCAGACAGUAAUAAUCUUUGUCAUUGGAGGUAUUACAGCAGAUGAGUGCAAACAACUCCACCGUAGUGUGAUCACGAGUGGUAUUGAUAAUAAUGUUUUGAUCGGAUCAACUAAAUUUGUGAACCCAGUUGAUGCAAUGAUGGAUGUCCUGAUGUUAUAGCGGUUGCAGGAUCAACGCUUGGUGAGAACUCGGCGUGUCUUUAAAAGACGACCCAAAUGGUGAAGAAUUCACAUACAUAUAAACUACUUAUCGGAGAAUAUUUCAGACAUUCUUCAAGAUAGUAUAAUGAAUAAUGAUAUUCCAUAUGAUAGUUUAAGUCCAUAUAAAUUAUUAAUAUAUUAGCUGACCAGUCAUAUUCAGUCACAUAGAUGUCUUAAAUACAAAAAAAUAAUGUUAUUGUAAAUUUAAAUUUUAAAUCAUUGUCAAACACGUCAAAAAUUCAUUGGCGUUUAGCAGUUUACAAACACACGCACAGUAGAUUUCUAUAUACAUAUAUAAAGAUUAAUAUAUAAGGUAAUUUAGAAAUAAUUUUUGUCUUAAAUUAAUGAACAUAAAUAUAAGUGUUAUUUGUAUUUUAUGAUUUAUCCUAUUGUUUUUUACCAUAUUAUCUUUUGUUAAUGUAUAAUUGUGGUAGUUGGCUAAAUAAGUAUUUAUUUACUUAGUGUUAUUAAGUAAUAACAGUAUAGGUUUGUUUUUAAAAUGAGCUUGAUAUAAUUAAAUUAUAUUCCAUUGUGUAUAUUUUGUUGUGAAUUUGUAAUAAUAUAUUUAUUGAUAAUAUUUAAGGUAUGUGCAAUGCAAUUACAAUGCAAACAAAAAUAAAUUCUUUAUUAUUUAA
Pieris napi is the source of this 2777-nucleotide messenger RNA. RefSeq names its product sec1 family domain-containing protein 2-like. Bases 146 to 2101 code for a protein of 651 amino acids. Lineage: Eukaryota; Metazoa; Arthropoda; Insecta; Lepidoptera; Pieridae. The transcript is spliced from 9 exons. The record is from RefSeq and is a predicted model, not a curated record. Gene Ontology annotation, biological process: intracellular protein transport; vesicle-mediated transport.